This is a messenger RNA of Rhagoletis pomonella (apple maggot), 702 nucleotides long. Its product is annotated as carboxypeptidase N subunit 2-like. The transcript has a single exon. Lineage: Eukaryota; Metazoa; Arthropoda; Insecta; Diptera; Tephritidae. Gene Ontology annotation, molecular function: protein binding. The coding region runs from base 1 to 702 and encodes 233 amino acids. The record is from RefSeq and is a predicted model, not a curated record.
AUGGUGAAGCUACAACGCGGCGUCACCAACACACCGCUCAAACGCAGCCACCUCACCAGCCUGGAUGGUGUCAUCGAAUUCGUACUAAGUGGCUUCGGUCAACUGGAUGUGGAUAUAUUUACGGAUAUGCGAAGCAUUGAAACGCUCAAGUUUGCAUGGUUGAAUGCGCCUUUGCCCGCUGGCUUCCUAGAGCCAAGCAGCGCACACUUAAGACAAAUACAAAUGCGUGAUAAUCGCUUGCAAACGCCACCAGCGCGCCUAUUUGCACCGCUGCACUACCUCGAGUUGCUCGAUUUGAGCUACAAUGGUUUGAGCGUCAUACCAGCUGAUAGUUUUGAGCAACUCUACAAUCUAACUGAAUUGGAUUUGAGCAACAAUCGAAUUGAACGCCUGCCAGCGGAUGUCUUCCGCUCCCUGCGCGAACUCACGGUGCUAUAUCUGUCAAAUAAUCGCUUGGAACAACUGGAGCUCGGCACCUUUGUUAAGAUCGGCAAUUUACAACAUCUCGAAAUCGAAAAUCUUGACGCCGCGGCAGCCUGCAACAUCUUCGACGGUCUCACCAAGCUGGAGUAUUUGGAGUUGAGCAACAAUUCGCUUAGCGUUUACUGCUUGCCACAUCAUAUGGGCUCGGUGCGCGUUAAAGUGGCGCAUAACCGUAUACGCGCGUUGCUGGUGCAUGCUGGUAAAAAUCAGCCGCGUUAG